UCAUCCUCCACUUCUCAACCAACCCCAUCCAUCCACAAAGCGCCAAUCCCAGCAUCUAACAGCGCCUUCACACUACCCCAAACCACUUUCAUUCGUCCGUGACAAGAUGAAGCUCCAUCCUCUCUGGCUGCUCACCCUCCUAGUCACCCUGGUGACCUCGACCGCCAUCAAGGCAGGCUGCGACUGCGCCCUCGCCGCCGGCACCGACAGCAACAACGACCAGGUCUCCCGCGAAUCCGUCCUCGCCUAUGUGAAGUGCAUGCACGGUUGCACUGAGCACGCGUCCAUCAAGAAAGCCCUGGACGGGUAUAUCAGCCUCUACACUCGUGACAAUGUCGUGACCGAGCCAGCUGCCUCCGCCCCUGACACCGACAUCGAUGCCUCCUCUCCUGUCGCUGAUCUCGAUACCGAUUUCGAUGAGGAUCUUGGUGUCACCUCCAUCGCGGCAUACACACUCGACAGCGAUGAGGACGAGGACAUGGACCUUCUGAGUGAUGCUGAUGCCGAUACCUUCGACACCACCUCGGUCUGGGAAGAAGACACCACCAACGCCACCACUCUUCUAACAACCCGCAUCGCGCCCCCCGCCGCAGACGGCGAAAUGUCCACCCAGGACCGCAAAUGCCACCGUCGCUGCCGCCGCACCAAGGAUUGCUGUCACACCGACAUCUGCUACUCCGGGGUGUGUCUGGGCCCUGGCAAGUCGCCUUAGCCUAGCAUCCGGACACCUUCCGUGUCACACCACUGCCUGCCCAAUCUUUCCGCUGUUAAGUGCCCUACCUUCCUAUCGACCUUCGAGGUGGGUGCUAGUUCAUGAGGCAUACAAACCGCAAGGAGUGAUCUGGGCUUGGCCAGGGGGAUGUACGUAAAUCCAAACUUGAUUGUAUCCACUC
Molecule: messenger RNA, 893 nt
Organism: Aspergillus fijiensis CBS 313.89
Lineage: Eukaryota; Fungi; Ascomycota; Eurotiomycetes; Eurotiales; Aspergillaceae
Exons: 3
Coding region: 107-712 (201 amino acids)
Source: RefSeq, a predicted model, not a curated record